This is a messenger RNA of Rotaria sordida, 1671 nucleotides long. Lineage: Eukaryota; Metazoa; Rotifera; Eurotatoria; Philodinida; Philodinidae. The record is from the annotation of a GenBank genome assembly.
AUGUCUGAAACAAAUGAAAAUGUUUCACAUGAAGGAAAAUCUUCAACAUCAUCUUCUGAUUUUCUUCAUGAGUAUUUACAAAAAACAAAUUUAUCAACAACAGCAAGUCUCAAUCAAUUUAUAAAAGAUCAUCAUAUUUCACGUGAUGAAAAUGAAACUGAUGAAGCAUUUACAAAACGUGUUAAAAAAAUUAAUUAUUUAAAUUUAGCACAACAAUUAAUUCGUAGUAGUAGUCAAAAUACAAAUACACGUCAGAUCAUUAAACCUGAAUUAAAAUCAUUAAAUCAUGAAUCUUCACCGAAGCUUGCAGCACCUCUCAAACGAAUGAAACCUGUUUUUUCACCAGCUGAAGAUCCAGAUUUUGAUGAUGAAUUUGAAAUAGAUGAUAAUAAUUCUCGAGAUAUUUAUGAUGAAUCAUCAUCAUCAUCAAAUGAAGAUGAUGAUGAUGAUGAUGACGACAUUCAUCUUCAACAACCUCGUUCAGUACCAUUUAAAACUAAUCAUACAUUUGCAAAUGAUAUUAAACAAAAAUUAUCAAAUCUUGCUGCUGAUGUUGUACGUACAUUUGGUACUUCAAAUAUGAUAGGAGAUGAUGAUUUAACUAAACCUUUACCAACAAAUAUAUCAUUUUCAUCACGAUUAUUUUCUAAUCGAAUAAAAGAAACAAAUAACCAAAAUAAUUCAUUAAAUAAUGAUAAUUAUUCAAUGCAAGAAUUACCUUCUCAAAUAAAUAAUAAUCCUGAUAUUAUUCCAGAUAAUAAUAAUGAUGAUGAUGAUGCAGAUUUAUUAUAUACAAACGAAAGUUUAUUACCACAAGUUGAUUGGGAAAAUCUUGAAAAACAACUUAAACAAGCACAAAUUGAACGAGAACGAUAUGAUAAGGCUCGAUUAAAUGAUCGUGAUGAAAUUCGACGUAAGUUAGCAGCAGGGAAUGAAUCCGAAGGUGAGAAUGAAGAUUAUUAUACAUCCGAUUACAUAAAAAAGACAAUGGUCACAACAUCACAUCGACGUCGACAAGGUUCAAAUCUACAAAUAUGUUUUGUUAAUGAACAUCAUCAAGCAAAUGAAUCAUUUGAUAAUGAUGCGACUUCAACAACUCUAUCUACACCAUCAAAAAAUUUAAAAUCUGAUGAAAUAAAUUCAUCUACGAUAGGAAAUAAUGAUGAAGAUAUUCUUACAAAACAACAAAGAUUAAAAGAAGAAGCUAGAGUUGCUCUUGUACUUGGUGCAAAAAUGGCACGAAUGCAAGUACAAAUUGAACGACGAGCCUUAAAAAAGAAAAAAUCACCACUUUAUGACAUUAUUGGUAUUAAUACAAAUGAUGAUAAACCAUUAACUGUUCGAAUGCUUGAAGAUAUGAAUAUUGGUCAAUUACAAGUUCUUGUUAAUGAUUUACAUUGUCAGAUUGAAGCUCAUAAUGAAGAAUUAGUCAGUCUUUUAAUGGAAAGAGAUUCGUUAAGUAUGGAACAAGAUUCAGUUCUUGUUGAUAUUGAAGAUUUAACAAAACGUUUACAAGAACGUGCUGCUAGUUUCUCAUCAGAAUCAAAACGAACAUCAACAAAUGGAGCAGCACAACGUGUUUAUAUUGUAAAAUCACCAACAACACAACAACAAGAUGUACAGAAAAAAUCUAUUCUUCAUAAUCUUUUACGUAAAGCUACGUUUACAUAA